Microthlaspi erraticum is the source of this 303-nucleotide messenger RNA. Lineage: Eukaryota; Viridiplantae; Streptophyta; Magnoliopsida; Brassicales; Brassicaceae. The record is from the annotation of a GenBank genome assembly.
AUGCGUGAAAUCCUCUUCAUCACUUCUUCUCUGGUUAUCUAUAUAACCAAUUUCUGCUCCAUUUUCCAGAGAGGUAAGCAUCCUCCUUUGGUGUCUUCCUUUGAUCACCAUCAACGUCUCUUUGAUGUCUCGUGCAUCGAUCCUCUCUCCAUGCCGUCUUCGUUAACCCUUCAACCGACUUGUGCUCCAUUUUUCUCCGAGGUAAGCAUCCUCUUUUGUUUGGGGCUUCUUUGGAUCAUCAUCAAUGUCUCCUCGUGCAUGAAUCUUCUUCACCACAUAUUUCUCCGGUUAACUGGGUCAUAG